CACUCUCCUACCAGAGGAUGCCACAACGACGCUACCACCAACAACAACUGUAGCAGCAACAACAACAACUCGGCCACCUACAACAACAACAGUACCUUCUACAACAGUGGUCACAACCCUAAGAGACCAGAGUUCUGUAUGCCCGUGGUCGUUAGAGGGGUCCAAUGGGAACACGCCCCAGCAGACACCAUUGACGUGCAGCCAUGCCCUGAUAAUCACACUGGGCAAGCCGAGUGGAGAUGUGAGACCCCCCUGACCGGCCCUACUCGUUGGGAUCCGUCUGGUCCAGACCUUAGCGACUGUGUCUCAUUUAAACUAAAGACCAUCACAGAGCAGCUGGAGAAUGGUGCAUCAGUUGCCGUCAUCUCAGAAGAGCUCGCCCAAACUAUUGAAGAAGGGGAGGAGCUUUAUGGUGGAGACAUCGUCGCGGCAACCGAUAUCCUGACGACAUCCCUUGGGAACCUAAACAGGGAGCUGGAGAAUGCUACGGCUGCUGAGAGGACGGAAAAGACCAAAGAAGUCACAACGAAUUACCUGAAGGUUGGAAGCGCCAUCUUGGAGGACACGAACCUGGAUUCCUGGGACGACCUUAGCAAGGAAGACCAGACAAAGACCGCAUCCACCCUCAUCACCUCACUGGAGGAGAGUGCCUUCCUCCUGGCAAACACCCUGGAAGAUGAUCAGACCUUCAUCGAUCAGGAGGAGAAUGUUGUUAUGGAGGUAGUCGUACGAAAUCAGGAUGAUGACAGUGACCUCAUCUUCCCUGACCCAAACGGUUUGUCAGGACAAUGGAAAGGUAUCACAGAUUCCAUUACUCUCCCUGCAGAUGCUAUCAAGGAAAGGAACAAAGAUGGAAAAACCAAGAUUGUUUUACUGGCGUACAAUAACAUUGGACAGUUCCUGGGCAAUGGCAACAUAACAGAAACAUCGACUGCCCGGACGACCAUCAAACCAGCGGCGCAGGUGGCCCGUCGCCCCUGCAGUGACGAGCCUGUGAUGGUCUAUCAGGACCUCGGGCAAGCAGUCAACUCCAGGGUCCUGUCGGUGUCCAUCAAUGACCCCUGGGAGACCACACCUCUCGCAAAGCCGGUCAACCUGACCUUUGAGCAUGCUGUGACCGGCGACAACGCUUCGGAUCCCGUUUGCUCCUUCUGGAAGUUUGAUAACACGUCGGGUGAAUUCCAUAACGGAGAGUGGUCGGACAGAGGCUGCAGGAUGGUCCAUAACAACGAGACACACACCAUCUGCUCGUGUGACCACUUGACAAACUUUGCAGUCAUCAUGAAUGUCAAAAGAGGGGUUCCUCUCCAGAAAGGGCAUGCCUUCGCUUUAUCCUUCAUCACAUACUUUGGUUUCAUCAUCUCGAUUCCAUGUCUCAUCCUAGCUCUCAUCACCUUCUGUAUAUUCAAGAACCUUCAGAGUGACCGUACGACUAUCCACAAGAACCUGUGUCUCUCACUCAUCAUGGCGGAGGUUAUCUUUGUAGCUGGCAUCACCCAAACAGCUAAUAAGACGUUCUGUGCAGUGAUAGCGCUGCUCCUGCACUACUUCUUCCUCUCAGCGUUUGCCUGGAUGUGUCUGGAGGGUAUUCAGCUCUACAUCAUGCUGGUGGAAGUCUUUGAAGCAGAGAGCUCAAGGAGAAAAUACUAUUAUCCAUUUGGAUACGUUUUACCUCUAGUGAUUGUUGGUAUAUCAGCAGCGGUGGAUUUUGAAGGCUACGGUACACCAGAUUAUUGCUGGAUGUGCGCAGAGAGCAACUUACAAUAUGCAUUUAUAGCACCGGUCUGCCUCAUCAUAUUUGGAAAUAUUCUAUUCCUGUCCAUGGCCCUCUUUAUUAUGUGCCAGCAUAGCUCACUACAGACCAACCCAAAAGAGAAAACACCAAAGGAGAAAGCAACUCGCAAAUACCACAGACUCUCGGCAUCGAUAGAAAAACGUCUUCGUCGAUCAUCCUCCAUUUUCUCCAAGCAUGGCAGAAAGAGAUCAAAGGAGGUCGAUCCUCUAGAUUAUUCCAUGGAUAAUUCUGACAAACUAGCUCUGGGAAAUACCAAGGGCGAGGCUCUCAAGUCAUUGGUACGAGGCGCAUUGGUCUUGCUAUGCCUGCUUGGAGUAACGUGGGCGUUCGGUCUGCUCUACGUGAGUGACGACCUUCUCGUCUUUGCGUACAUCUUCACCAUCACAAACUCAUUCCAAGGCGUCUUCAUAUUUGUUUUCCACUGCUGUAUGAAUGAUAAAGUAAGAAAAGAGUACAGACGCUACGUUCGUAACAGUACAUGGAUACCCGACUGCAUACGAGAGCAGUACGGAGGAACAAUCCUCACAAACUCCAAUCAGCAAAACUCAUACAGGUCUAGCAGUGCUGCACAGAAGAGACCAGACAGUAAAAGAUUCAGUAAUACAACAGGCUCAUACAGUGUGGACAAUCGUAAAAUGUCAAAUUCAUCAGUGUACAGAAAUUCAGGUCAAUACGAACAUGUCAAAUUCAACUCCGAGAUGAGCGUUCCUGAGGAAGAGCAGGUAGACUUUGGUGCAGCGAAGGUCAUCGCUGACGAGGGAAUCAGCAUGGAUUUUGAAGAACAUCCUGUUCACGAGUCUACCAGAGUCGACGCCGCAGAGGGCGAUGAAGCACAGGACAGCAAGCGCUUGUCCGUCAACACUAAUGAAUUCCUACCCUUGAUCCUUGACCUGGACAUUGAUGAUGAGAAGCAUGCCAAGCUGAUUAACGUGGGUGCGGCGGAGGAGCGAGAGCCGUCUCCGAUCGAGAUACAUCCUCUCAUCCGGGAGUCUGGUAUCGGGGGAUCACGCACCAGUAGUAGCGGAAGCGAGGACUUUGCUCCCGCUUCGCCGUUGUCGCAGGACACGCCCACCAAGGCCCACGUCUUUCCCAACAGCGGAACGUUCGGCAUGACCGGCAGCAUGCCCGACCUCAUCAACCCGCUCACGGCCCACGCCCGCAAAGCCAGGAUGGAUCUGGUACCUGUUGCGUACAACAACACAAACAAUAUUGCAGAUGUUGCUGCGAGUGAUAACGUACACAAAGGAUACCACACGCUACCGCACACGGCGCCCUCAACGAAAUCUCAAAAUUCACCCACGUAUAGAUACCCGCCCACCGACUCUGAAAUGAACCCAUCACCUUGGCAUAAGCGAGCUUCGAGAAUGGACGAUAUCGAUUCGAGUGACAAUUCAGAAAAAGAAUUUCUCUCGUUAAAAUCGCCAGCAUCUCCACAGUCGCCCAGAUCAACGAGGUCCGCUCUGGAAACUGUGAUAUAAGACAUGCUUCUCUUCUGGAAAGCAAUCGUGUUGUUAGACAAAGACUAUUAAAGUGACAUGUUUCUUAAUAUUUAAUUACCACCUUUUUCUUGUAUUCGAAAGAAAUUGUUUGAAAUAUUUGUUCUCUUAGAGUCAAGCCAGCUGUUAGUAUUGAUAAUGAAAGUAGUUUAUGGUCUUUCUACCCUGUAUUUUGGGGAGGAAUGAUAAGUAAUUGAUAUUGUAACCUGGUGAAUGUGAUCUCAUUUUGAAUGAUUGUGCUUUUCCACCGUGUGUGAACACAUGUAUUUUCAUCCUGAAUUAUUUUUUUUGUCAUUUCCGUCUUGAGUCCAUGCCCCUAACAAGGGAAAAACCACUGUAGUGUAUUACAGUUAGAAUUUGUAUCGUAAUAUUUAGGCUGCAAUAUAUGAAGAAUUAUCAAACAUUAAAAAAGGGUUUUUAAAACCUUGUCAAGCAAAGUCGUGUUAUAAGACUUGCGGUCACUUUUAUGACUAGUUAAAGAAAAUUACCAGUAUGAAUGUAUUCAUCAUUAAAUGAAUACUGUUUUUUAAUGAAUAUAUUAAACUGUUCAUCAUAUCGGUAUGUCAAAACUGAAGAAUUUUGGAUAUAGUUAAAAAGUAGUGGAACUGAAAGAUUAAAUUACUGAAAAGAUAAAAUGGUGAACAAGUCUUUGCUUCAGAAUUCUAUCCUUACUGUUUACAUUAAACUUCUUUUCAUCCAGUAUUUAUUUAUCCAAAAUGGCCCUCCUAUUUACUUGAAAAAUUAUACUGGAAGAAGAUGUAUGAUAAUUUUUUUGGCUUAUAAAUAAAAUUGAUGUCUCCAAAGUUCCCAAAGUAAAAUCAUCAUGAUCAUGCCUUUUGUAUAGCAAAACACCAUGGACAGAAUUGGUUAAAGGUUAACAAAAUAUACCUCUUAAAUAAAAAUAAAAAUUGUGCCAAAUUGUAUGGGAUUCAAAAAAAAUCUUAGUUGUAAAUAAAAAGUGCAUACAUGAUGCAACCCUUUUCUAUAAUGUGCUGUUUUUAUCACAUUGUUAUAAUUUUCUUUAUUUAAGGUAAAAAAAAAAGAUGCAGCAUUAAACAAAUUCAACAACCUUGUUUAAAGGAAAUUCAUAGCAUUAUAAUUCAGUUGAGUUUUAUAUUGAUCUAAGAAAUGUUAAUCACCAUAUUCAUAUCUAGGAUGUCAAGUAAUGUUUUGCAAAAUCAUAGAUAUAUGUCAUAACUAGUUAAUACUGUUCAGUCUUCUCAUAGAGAGGAGGGGGGGGGGGGGUGAAUAGGGGUACUGUUCUGUUGCCACCCUAUGGGGUUUGUGUGAGUGGCAUUAUGCUAAAAACGAAUAUCCACCAAAGAGAUGAACAAAUAAUUGUGAUGAUUUAUAUCAAUAAUCUGUGUGCCUGUACUGCCUUAUUUUUGUUAAUUUUGUAUUUUCUUCUUAAUCCUCGUGUUAAGAGAUAAUUGGGAUCCAAGAUGUUAGAAUUAAUAUUUAUGUUACUGACUUUUGAAGAGAAAAUCAAACUUUUUUGGGGUAAUCUUUUAAAAACCUCAUUCUUGAAGAUCAAAAUCAUCAGUUUUGUUUUUAGUUCCUAAAAAAUAUAUUAAUUUCAUUAUCAUUUAUUGAAGUAUAAACCUUGAACAUUGCGAUCCACCGCUCUUAAAUUCUUAAUUACUUUCAUUAAUUAACUAUGAUUAUUAUGAAAUUCUACAUCUUUCCUUUACUUGGUUUUGGUGCUUCUUGUUAUGCGUAUUCCUCCUUUUUGUGGGACAUCAAAUUGGUGCUCAAUGUUAAAUCUAUUCACGUUUCUCCUCUUUGUACUUGAUGGCAAUAAUGUAAACCAAAUCUUUUUAAUGAUAUGGCCUUCAUUUUGAAAAUGAAAAAUCAUAUUUGCUACAAGUUUUAAAGUAGUUUUAAGAAAUAUAUAAAUUUUUUGACAAUCUAUAAUCUACAAGAAGCAGAUUUUAUUGUUUCUAUUAUAUUCCAUGCAUCACAAUGCAGAUAUCUUUGCACUUGAUAUUUUUUUGAUCAUUCAUUUUAUCCUUUGAAGUAUUAAAUCAAAUUUACACCCGGACAUUAAUGGUUGCACUUUUUUUUUCAUUUGAUAAUAAUUGGGUUAUUAAUUAAAGGCAGUCAUACUGCAUAAAAUAUAAUUGCAUCUGUUUUUAUUCAUGCCUUUGUAUGACAGUGGCAAAAUUGGCCGAUCUCUCCACAUUAUCAGCCGUGAAAUUGGUAAAUAUACAGAAAUUAUUAAAGAAAGGGAAAAAGAAUGAUUUACAUGUAGGUGUAUAAAUAUUUCAAAGUUUUGUUACAAAUGUGUAGAUAUUGUAGAUAUAAGGUAAGAGUAUAUGUAUAUAUGAAUCUAUCCACACUUUGUAAGUAAUGAUUUGUGUACAAAGAAAACUGCUUGUUUGUUUUAUAAAAUGAUAAUAAUGGCAAUAUGUUAAUGAGCUUAUAGUGUAUGAUUGUCACACAGAAAGGUUAUGUAAUAUGUUAUAGAUUACCAGUUGCUGUUGGACUUAAUGCCUUGCUCAGAGCUUCAUUUUUGAGGUGUUUGUCACCAAAAAAAGAUGUUUUGAAUCUGUUUCUUUUAUCUGUUUCUUAUGCCCUAGCAGUCACUGUCUUGUUUUCUUUUUCUGAUUAUUUUCUUGGAAAUUCCAGGUUUCUCAAGUUUUAUUUUGGAUUUAUUUUUUCUUCUUGCUUUUAAAAAAAAAUUGACUUUUGUUCAAAAACCUUAUUUUAUUGAUACGAUUUCUUUUAGAAUAUUUUUCCUCCAAUUCCUAGAAGGGCCUUUAAUUGGUGCAAUUUAUAAAAAAAUGAUUUUGAUAACAAGUUAUUCUUCAUUUUGUGAUUAUUGUAGUGAAGUUGGAAAAGAUCCAUUCAAUUUUCAUUUGAUAAGUUGCAAAUGUUUGCAAGUUUUUUUGGGCGAAAAUGUUAUGAAAGGUAUAAGCGGGAAUGAGCUGCAAAUGAUUUUGAAGGAAAAUAAUUUUUAAUCUGAAAUCAGCUUUAAUGUAUUCAAAACAAAAAUAAAGCAAAAAUGUUUCUUGUCAUAUUUAAUGGAUUGAAGAAAGAAAAAAAAGGGCAAAUUCCAUGUGCUGUAUUAGCAUGCCUUGGUUUUUACUCUAUAAUGUAAACAUGUUAAUGAACAGAAUAUUUCUUAUCAACUAAAAGGGCUUUAUUUUCUAUUCUGCUACAAAUUUAGCCCAUUUGGUUUCGCCUAGCCAUAGGUAACAAUAAAGCACAUAUUCUUCAGUUUCGUGCUUGCCCAACAUAGCAAUGUACACCAUAUUUGUACCUUACUGAAAUCAAUGUUGAGAAAUGAUUUGGUAUAGAUGACUUCGCUCCUUUAUUAAAAAGUUAAUUACAAAUGCAGUAGACAUUGUUAACACAAAAUUUAUGGAAUACAUUUUUGGGUAAUUUUUGAAAGCAUUUUGUGUUCAGUUUAACUACGAUAAACAAUGAUGUGUUUUCGUUUUUGCUUUAAAAGCAUUGAAUAAAAGCUUAAUGCUAUGUUGCAGCAAA
Molecule: messenger RNA, 6780 nt
Organism: Strongylocentrotus purpuratus (purple sea urchin)
Lineage: Eukaryota; Metazoa; Echinodermata; Echinoidea; Camarodonta; Strongylocentrotidae
Product: adhesion G protein-coupled receptor L2
Exons: 21
Coding region: 139-3273 (1044 amino acids)
Biological process (GO): adenylate cyclase-activating G protein-coupled receptor signaling pathway; cell surface receptor signaling pathway
Cellular component (GO): membrane
Molecular function (GO): G protein-coupled receptor activity
Source: RefSeq, a predicted model, not a curated record